AUGAACAUAGCAAUUGAUAAGCUCUAUAUAAUUGAUGAAUUCCAUGCUGACGUUAAAACUGGCCAUUUAAUCCAAAUGACGACAGGACUUUGCUUAAUGUGCAGCAAUGGGCUUGGUGUGGUUUGGAUGAGGAAAUUGUUUUCUGAAGAGACAUUGCUUUUUAUAGGGUUGAACUUCUUUACCAUGACAUUCAUGCUAUUUUUCUUCUUCUAUCGCCUAUGGAUGAUAGUGAUCAUUAUGCCAUUCGCUUGUUUUGGAAUAAGUUUGGUUACAACAUCGGCUGACAGCCUCCUCACAUCACUUGUGACUGUGAGCGAGCAGGGAACUGUGCUCAGCAUUGCGGCAACUUUCCACUCUUUCGUCCGUACCUUUGCUCCAGCAGUUUCCGGAUUACUAUUGGAGAAACACGGUUUCAUGAUUUUCCCCUUUUUGGGGACUUUGGCAACAGCCUUUGGUCAUGCAACUAUUUUAUUAUUUCCAAUCAGAACACAUCUGUUCAAAAAGCAGAGCUGA
Molecule: messenger RNA, 513 nt
Organism: Necator americanus (New World hookworm)
Lineage: Eukaryota; Metazoa; Nematoda; Chromadorea; Rhabditida; Ancylostomatidae
Exons: 5
Coding region: 1-513 (170 amino acids)
Biological process (GO): transmembrane transport
Cellular component (GO): nuclear envelope
Molecular function (GO): transmembrane transporter activity
Source: RefSeq, a predicted model, not a curated record